UCAACACCCCAACCAAAACCAAUGGCUGAAGCAGCACCUGCUUCACUAUCUCAAAUCUCAAUCUCCAAACCCUAGAAAAAUUAAACCACCCCUUUUCUGUUUUUCUAACUUUCCCACAUUUUCUCUCACUUUUCCUUUCAAAAACUCUCUCUUUCCGCUCAUUCGCUGCGAUUGGAUCUCUGGGUUUUUUUUUUUUUUUUUCAAACCACCUACUUUCAUAAUUCCAUUCAUCUUCUAGAGACUUCCCUUUUAUUCACCUUCUGUGAUUUCGAUCUGAAACUUAAGGUCUAUUCGUUCCGUUAAUUUGCAAAAAGUUAGGUUUUUUUUUUUCAAGUAAAAAAAAAAACUGUGUUGGAGAAUUGGGAAUUAAUGUUGAAGUGAUUGGGGUGAAGUAAGAGAGUUGAAUUAGUGCUGGCAAUGCCAUUGGUGUGGUUAGUGGGAAAUUUUUCGGUGGUUUUUGAGAUACCGAAAAAGCAUAAUGUCUUGGGCAGGUCCUGAGGAUAUCUACCUUUCUACUUCACUUGCCAGUUAUCUUGACAAGAAACUUCUUGUGUUGCUGAGAGAUGGUAGAAAGCUCAUGGGCACACUUCGCUCUUUUGAUCAAUUUGCUAAUGCUGUUCUUGAGGGUGCCUGUGAAAGGGUUAUUGUUGGUGAACUGUAUUGUGACAUACCUUUGGGUCUCUAUGUAAUCCGUGGGGAGAAUGUAGUUCUAAUUGGUGAGCUGGACUUGGAGAGGGAGGAACUUCCCCCACAUAUGACACGUGUUUCUACAACGGAAAUCAAGAGGGCACAGAAAGCAGAAAGGGAUGCUUCAGAUCUGAAAGGGACUAUGAGGAAAAGAAUGGAAUUCCUUGACUUGGACUAGUCUUGCUCUCCACCCUCUUCAUCCUUCCUCUCUGUCCGCAAAUAUUAUAGCGGCUGUUCUUCUGUUAUUUUAUUUUGUAUUCUAUGCUUAGUGUUGCCUUUGCUCAUUGUUACAUUUCAUGGUCAUUGGAGCUAUGAACAUUGUUGAAAUUUCUUGUGUAAUAUUUGACCCAGGAAUGAAUAUUACUAUUCCUUUCUUUUAAAAAAAAAAAU
Gastrolobium bilobum is the source of this 1077-nucleotide messenger RNA. RefSeq names its product sm-like protein LSM1B. The transcript is spliced from 5 exons. Gene Ontology annotation, biological process: deadenylation-dependent decapping of nuclear-transcribed mRNA. Gene Ontology annotation, molecular function: RNA cap binding. The record is from RefSeq and is a predicted model, not a curated record. Gene Ontology annotation, cellular component: P-body; Lsm1-7-Pat1 complex. Lineage: Eukaryota; Viridiplantae; Streptophyta; Magnoliopsida; Fabales; Fabaceae. Bases 479 to 865 code for a protein of 128 amino acids.